Phycomyces blakesleeanus NRRL 1555(-) is the source of this 1536-nucleotide messenger RNA. RefSeq lists its product as hypothetical. Lineage: Eukaryota; Fungi; Mucoromycota; Mucoromycetes; Mucorales; Phycomycetaceae. Gene Ontology annotation, biological process: regulation of DNA damage checkpoint. The record is from RefSeq and is a predicted model, not a curated record. The transcript has 5 exons. The coding region runs from base 1 to 1392 and encodes 463 amino acids. Gene Ontology annotation, molecular function: protein binding; DNA binding. Gene Ontology annotation, cellular component: nucleus.
AUGGCUCACAAAUUGUCUGAUUAUGAGAAACAACGAUUAAAGAAUAUUGAGAAUAAUGCCAAACUACUAAAAGAACUUCAUGUGCCUCUAGCUGGGCAAAAGCGACCAGCUCCAACUUCAAUCAAGAAACAUGUUCCAAAGAAGAAGAUUGAGCCAAAGGCUCCAACGCGUGUAUCAGCUCGCUUAAGAGGAGCUGCACCAGAAACAGUAGAAUCUUUACCUACAGAGAAGGAAGAGAAAAAUAACCAAACAGACCUGCGCGUUGAUCGACUCGAAGAAGCCGAUCAGAAAGAAUUUUUACAGAUGUUAAAGAAAUUUCCUAAUACUCAGCCAACUACAAAGAAAGAGCUUGAAGCAGAAGAAAAUUCUGAUGCGGAAGUCUCAAAAGCAUUACAAGAAUUGCAGAUUAGACAUAGUUGGCAGACAGUCAAAGUAGUGACAGAAAGAAUCACAAACUGCGUAUUUCAUCCAUCUCCAGGAAAGUUACUAGGGUGUGGAGCAGAUGUGAUCGGCCAAUUGGGAUUCUGGGAUGUAGAAGGUGUCAAGGAAACAGAAGAUGGAGAUGAACCAGUAGUCUACAAAUACAGACCUCACACUCGUUCCAUUACGGACUUAAGGUUUAGUCCUGUGGACUCUACAAAGUUGUACUCCUCUUCCUAUGAUGGCACUCUCCAAUAUUUUGAUAUGGAAAAGGCAGUUUUUACUGAAGUCUCUCUUGGAGAUGACAGCCUCCCACUUACCAGUAUGGUUAUAACACAGGAUGGACACAGUGCCUGGCUUGCGACUUCGAUGGGCGAGAUUGCCCACAAAGAUCUUCGUUCAAACAGUAAAAUAUCUGUGUACAGCCUUAGGACCAAGAAAAUCGGGACUAUCGAUCUGAAUCCUGUUCAUGAACAUCUGCUGGCAAUCGGUAGUAAUGAUCGAACAGCUACAGUAUGGGAUCAUCGCAGCUUCUCUACCGAAACUGACUCUAUCACACCACUGCAUGAGCUGGAACACGGAUAUGCUGUCACGAGUGCUUAUUGGUCUCCAAGAGGAGAUCGACUUGCAACUGCAAGUUAUGAUGAUUUCAUACGCUUAUUUACGCUCAAGAACGAAGAUAUGACUUUACAUUCAGCCAUACCGCACAACAAUCACACUGGAAAAUGGGUGACAAACUUUAGGGCACGAUGGAAUACAAGUCCUUUGGGCUAUCGACAUCAGCACAUGGCAGUAGGAAAUAUGAAGCACCCAGUAAACAUUUACUCGGGAGAAAGUGGUAACCUGAUAGGGGAUCUAUAUGACAGUGAUCGGAUCACUGCUGUACCAUCAGUAGUACAAUUUCACCCCAAUACUACAUCAAUGGCUGUGCUUUGUGGCAAUGGUAGUGGUAGAAUGGUUUGCUGGACAUAAUGAAUAAUUGUAUAUUUGUAUAUUGUAUAUAUAUAUAUAUUGUUAGAUUGUAUUUGGAAAAAAGUUUUUUUUAACAUAAAAAAAAGGGAAAAAAAUCUAGUGGUUGAGCAUGCGAUCCAAAAAAGCACCUGCACUCCAUCGAGC